Messenger RNA from Linepithema humile (Argentine ant), 942 nucleotides. NCBI's taxonomy places the organism in Eukaryota, Metazoa, Arthropoda, Insecta, Hymenoptera, Formicidae. The record is from RefSeq and is a predicted model, not a curated record.
AUGUCCAAUAGCCCCACGAGCACGAGCAUACUCGUGCACCGACCGAGCAUACUCGGCCCCAAGAACCGCUUCCACACGUUACGGGCACACCCGUAUCUUCGCCGAGCAUACUCGGCUCUAGAUCUCGAUACGAGAAUACUCGUAUUCCUGCCGAGCAUACUCGGCCACCAGGAACCGUCCUCCGUUCCUCCGUGCGAGCAUACUCGCACGUUACCGAAAUUUAUUGAAUUUUCUUUUGAAAGCGAGGAUGAAGAUGAUGACGACUUGGAAUUUGUAAUGAAUAUGUCUUCAAGUAGUGACGAGAACGAAGAAGAAGUAAGAAACCGUAUCACUAUUGUAGACUUGAUUCUAAAUACAAAAAAAAGUGAAAUGCAAAUUAGACCUCGCAUCAAAGACUAUGUGGAAAAAAUUAUUCUCAAUUACACCGCUGAGGAAUUUAAAUCGCAUUUUAGAUUGUGGCCUACAACUUUUGAAUUUCUAUUGGAAUUAAUAGGACCUACGUUAAGCGCCACUAAAUCAAUUAGUGGCAGAAAACCUUUGGCAGCGCAAAAACAACUUCUAAUAGCUUUGUGGAUGAUGGCAACACCAGACUCCUACAGGUCUGUGUGUGUAAAAUUUAAUAUAGGAAAGGCUACAGCAAUUCGUACUAUGAGAAAAGUUACUUAUGCUUUGCACAUUCUCGCUCCGCGAUUUAUUCAGUGGCCUCAAGGUGAAAGAGCAAAUAAAGUGAUGGAAGAAUUUGAAAAAGUUAGUGCAUUUCCUAAGAUUAUAGGAGCCAUCGAUGGCACUCACAUUCGCAUAAAAGCUCCACUGGAAGAUAAACAAUCAUAUGUGAACCGCAAAGGAUAUCGUUCAAUCCAUGUGCAACGAGAAUGGCAAUUGAGAGAACAUUUGGGUUGUGGAAAGGACGAUGGAGAAGCAUUCUUGAUUGUUUGCCUAUGA